Molecule: messenger RNA, 891 nt
Organism: Babesia microti strain RI
Lineage: Eukaryota; Apicomplexa; Aconoidasida; Piroplasmida; Babesiidae
Product: enoyl reductase
Exons: 6
Coding region: 1-891 (296 amino acids)
Biological process (GO): very long-chain fatty acid biosynthetic process
Molecular function (GO): oxidoreductase activity, acting on the CH-CH group of donors
Source: RefSeq, a predicted model, not a curated record
AUGAAGGUCAUACUUCGCUGUCACAACGGUGUAUUUAUUGAUAGGUUAGAUCUUCCAGACGAUGCAACUGGGGAUACUCUAAGGAAGAUAUUUUACUCCAAAUAUCAUUAUUAUCCCGAGCGUCAGAAAUGGACUCUGAACUCUGCAAAUGGCACUUUGCUUGAAGAUAAGCCAUUGUCUUCAUUGGGCGUAAAGGACGAUUCGACGCUAUUUUUUAAAGACUUAGGCGUCCAAGUCUCAUGGAGGAUGGUUUUUUGUCUCGAGUACAUGGGACCCCUGUUAAUCUUUCCAUGCUUGUACUUUUUCCCAUCGAUAUUCUAUCCUACCACUUCAGUACCAAAAUCACCGACGCAAGUUACUGCUUUUUUCAUGCUGAUAUUGCAUUUUUUGAAGAGGGAAAUAGAAUCGCUCUUCAUCCAUCGCUUUUCUAGGUCCACCAUGCCUUUGACCAAUCUCAUCACAAACUGUGUUCACUACUGGCUAUUUUGUGGCGUAGGAAUUGGUUACUAUAUAUUUCACCCAUAUUACUCCCCCAAUCCCAUAACUUCCAACAAAUUCUGCCAGACAAUAAUAGUAGGACUUUUUAUAACAUUUGAAUUUUUAAAUCUAAUGACCCAUCUCACGCUAAGGGAUUUGAGGACGCCUGGCACUAAGGAGAGAAAUAUACCUAAUGGAUGGGGGUAUCAAUACGUUUCUUGUGCCCAUUAUUUAUGGGAGAUUUGCUGUUGGAUCACCUUUUCUAUGCUCGUACAAACGAUUAGUGCUUAUGCCUUUACCAUUCUUGCAGCAUUUAUCAUGUCUAAAUGGGCAUUAAAAAAGCACGAAACAUACUUUAAGCAAUUUCCUAGUUAUCCAAAAUCCAGAAAAGCCAUAUUCCCCUUCAUAUUGUGA